Messenger RNA from Cokeromyces recurvatus, 1367 nucleotides. RefSeq lists its product as uncharacterized. NCBI's taxonomy places the organism in Eukaryota, Fungi, Mucoromycota, Mucoromycetes, Mucorales, Mucoraceae. Bases 17 to 1309 code for a protein of 430 amino acids. The transcript has a single exon. The record is from RefSeq and is a predicted model, not a curated record.
AAAAAAAAAAAAAAAAAUGAUCCAAGCACAGUAUGAAAUGACACCGAUUAAUUUAGACAAAGCAGAAUUUAUCAUUUCUAUACCUUCAACUAAAUCAAAUGGAGCAUUCAAAUUUAUGAUGCUUUUACUACGAGAAAUAGAAGAUCAAUUGGAAGCUAGACAAAAGAAAAAUAAAAUUUUUUAUCAAGUCGUUCAUGCGAUUGAAUAUAAAUACAGAAAAAAGAUAAUGGAUAAUCAACAACACAUUCAACAGAUACAGUGCGACCUAAAUUAUAUAAUAAAAGAUAAUGACGCUAUUGCCUCUCGACGUAUCUGUGUUCAACAAGAACUAGAAGAGCUCGAAGAGGAAUUGAACGAAAUGCGAGAAUAUGCUGAACAAAGACGAAACAAAAAGUCAAAGCGAGAACGACAGUAUCAUCAACUUUAUCAUGUCCCACUUAUAGCAGCUCAAUACAAGAAAAAGUAUGUUAGGGCUCGAGAUAAAAAUUUGGAUGCAGAAGAGAAAUUAUCCGAGAUUCGAACUUGUGUUGAUGCUUCUCAGGGCGCUUUAAAUGAACUUGCUAGAGCACUGGCUGAAAAUCAAAGUAAAAGUCAAGAACUUAUGAGUCAACAACAAAGUUUAGAGAAAGAAACAAAGGAUACAGAAGAGCUGGUUUUCAAAUUACAUGAAGCAUGUAAGUUCUGGCAAAGCUUUGAUGAGAAUCAAGCUUUAAGUGUACAAAAGGCUACAACACAAUUUAUUGAAACAAUUCAAAAAUACGUCAAUGCUUUACAGAAAGUAAUGAAUCCAAAUCAAGAUUUUAUAAAGUUCUUUAAAUUAGCUUUACUUGAAUAUGGAGAGGCAGAGAGAUAUGCAGUACAGAGAUGGGGUCAACUUCAAGUAGAGUAUGAAUGUGCAAAAUGUCAUAAUCUAUACUCAGGCUGGCCAAAGCCUGAUAAGGUACGAACCUCUGAUUUGUUAUGUGAUUCAUGCUAUCAAGAGCAUCGAACAAGUAUGAUUUGGGAAAAGAAAAUAACUGGCGUUAAAGAUAAAAGUCAGCAAUUAUUAUCGCUUCCUAGUAAUUCAAGGCUAUCAUUCUCCUCAACGAAUUCAAGUAAUGACAGUGGUAGUCCUUCCUCCAGUAGUAAAAAGCCUGGAUUUAAGAAAAUGUUUCAAUUGUUAAAAGGAAAUAAGCGUAAUAGCUUCUUCUCGAAUUCUUCCUCUUCCUCAUUAUCAUCAUCAUCUUUUACUAAUACAAAUACCACUCCUGUCAAUAUAAAUUCCCCAAUUAAAUAUUCCCAAUCUAAUAGUCAUUUGAUGACCACUUGAAAUAAAUACAUACUAUGUACAUAUAUAAAUGUAUAUGCAUGUGUGUAUAUCCUCUUUA